AGCGAGCCAGUCGUACUCCACGCGCAGACCAGCGGGCUGUUGUAGAGGGGUUAUGCAUGCCCUUAGACAUGAGUUACUUCCGCCGAGCGGUGUGGAGUUUGCUAUUGCCCUCAAGUUGACACCAUCUACGGCGUCAAAGCAUGACACUUCCUCUUUUUUGAACAUUGUCACCGCAAGAUCUAACAUUCUCCGUGUAUAUGAGGUCCGACACCAACCGUUGGUUACACCAAAUCAUGUCGACAGUGAACGUGAAAGGCGCGCACAAACUCGCAAGGGCACUGAGCCUGUGGAAGGAGAGGUUGAGAUGGACAACGGGGGUGAAGGCUGGGUCAACUUAGGCCCCCUGAAAACUGAUGGCAGGCAGGAUGCUGCUACGGCGCCUCGUUUCUAUUUUAUCAAGGAGCAUGCCGUCUACGGUACCAUAACUGGCAUGGAGAAAGUUCGCACCAUCUCUUCCAAUGAAGACCAACUCGACCGACUUUUAGUAUCAUUCAAAGAUGCCAAGAUAGCUUUAUUAGAAUGGUCCGAGAGUACACAUGAUCUAGUGACCGUAUCCAUCCACACUUAUGAAAGGGCGCCUCAGCUCGCGGCCCUUGAUAGUGCACUAUUUCAACCUACGCUCCGCGCCGAUCCGUUGUCGCGUUGCGCUGCCCUUUCCCUUCCAAAGGAUUCGAUCGCAAUCCUACCCUUCUAUCAGACUCAGGCAGAACUUGACCUUGUAGAACAAGAUCUGAAUCUGGCAAGAGAUCUGCCAUAUUCACCCAGUUUCAUCCUAGAUUUUGUUGGGGAUGUUGAUCCUGAUUUGCGCAAUGUGGUCGACUUUGUAUUUUUGCCUGGAUACAACAAUCCAACCGUAGCGGUGCUGUGUCAAGCGGAGAAGACUUGGGUGGGGCGUCUAAAGGAAUACAGGGAUACCGCCAAGCUUUACAUUUUCACGUUGGAUUUGCUCAAUCACACUUACCCAGUGAUAACGACAGUAGAGGGCCUCCCUUACGACUGCACCUCCCUUCUUCCCUGCGCAGUACCUCUUGGUGGUGUAGUCAUCGUGACGAGCAAUGCGUUAAUACACGUCGACCAGGCUGCUCGUCGGGUCGCGCUUCCCGUAAAUGGCUGGGCCAUCCGAGUCAGCGAUAUGCCUAUGCUUCCAUUGGGAAAAGAUUUGGAUUUGACUUUGGAAAGCAGUCGUCUUGUGUUUGUGGACGAGAAAAAUUUCUUUGUCAUUCGCAAAGACGGGAUGAUUCACUCAGUGGAAAUCGUGUCUGACGGUCGGACAGUCUCAAAGUUAACGAUAUCCUCUACCCUCGCGCAGACUACGAUUCCAUCCGUUGCGUGUCAAUUGGGUAACGAGCUUCUAUUCGUUGGUAGUACUGCUGGCCCGUCAGUUCUACUGAAGACGCAUCGGGUCGACGAAGAGCUCCCGUGCGGGGCCCGGGAGAGUGAUGCUUCAGCUGCAGUUGUUGAUACUCAUACCUCAAUGGACAUUGAAGAUGAAGAUGACUUGUAUGGCGAGCCGAAAGUCGUAACACAAGCAGCUCCAAAUUGUACCAUUUCUGGAGGACCAACUUCUCGUAUCCGCUCUGUCAUUCACGUAUCAUUUUGCGACUCGCUCCCUGCAUAUGGUCCGAUAUCUGACCUGACGUUCUCUUUAUCGAAAGUCGGGGAACGACACAUACCAGAGCUCGUUGCUGCUACAGGAAGCGGGCACUUAGGUGGAUUCACGCUGUUCCAGCGCGAUCUUCCGGUGAGAGUUAAGCGAAAACUCCACGUACUCGGAGGUGCCCGUGGCAUGUGGUCUUUUCCCGUUCGUCAGUCACAUCGAGUCAACGGGACGUCCUAUGAGAAGGUAGUGAAUCCCUUUGUUCCUGAGCGCGACACAGUAAUCAUUAGCACGGACGCCAAUCCUUCUCCCGGUGUGUCGAGGGUGGCUACUCGGGCGGCGAAAACGGAGCUGGCCAUCCCAACACGUGUCCCUGGCACAACGGUCGGCGCGGGUCCCUUCUUUCACCGCACCGCAAUUUUGCACGUCAUGACGAACGCUAUCCGUGUCCUGGAGCCUGAUGGGACAGAAAGACAAAUCAUUAAAGAUAUGGAUGGCAACAUGCCCCGAGCAAAAAUUAAGGCGUGCAGCAUCUGCGACCCCUUCGUGUUCAUUCUACGAGAGGAUGAGACCAUCGGAUUAUUCAUUGGUGAAUCCGAGCGGGGGAAAGUACGCCGGAAGGAUAUGUCACCGAUGGGCGAAAAGGCGUCCCGUUACCUCGCGGGAUGUUUCUUUACGGAUUACAACGGCAUCUUUGAGUUAGCUACUACCGACAUAGAUCCCAACCACGACCGAAGUGCGACUACGACGCUUCAAGCAGCAGUCAGUGCUGGGAGCCACAGUCAGUGGUUGGUUCUUGUAAGGCCACAGGGAACUAUGGAGAUAUGGUCAUUGCCGAAGCUCAACCUCGUGUUCUCUUGCCAUGCGAUUAGCGGGCUGGAUGCAAUAUUAACAGACUCGUAUGAAGGACCAGCCCUAUCGUUGCCGCAGGAUCCACCAAGAAAACCCCAGGAUCUUGACAUUGAUCAAAUUCUCCUCACCUGUCUAGGCGAAUCGGCACCCGCACUGCAUCUUUUCGUUUUCAACCGCUUCGGUAGUCUAGUUGUCUAUGAAAUGCUACCGACAUCCGCGCUGCCUGACAUGACCUCUCCUCCGAAUGGAAGAGUGUCUUUCUUGAAAGCAAAGUUCAGCAAAGUUGCGACCAGACAUUUUGAGCUUUCAAGACAGGAUGAAACUGAAAAAACUGUUCUAGCAGAACAGAAACGGAUAUCUAGGGUGUUUGUUCCUUUCAUUACAUCACCCAACCCAAAUCAGACGCUGUUCGGCGUUUUCUUCACUGGCGACCGUCCAAGUUGGAUAAUCGGCACUGACAAGGGUGGUGUGAAUAUAUUCCCUUCUGGCCAUGGAGUUGUGCACGCAUUCACCGCAUGUUCACUCUGGGAUUCAAAAUCGGAGUUCCUCGUUUAUUCCGAUGAGGGUCCGAGUCUACUGGAGUGGCUUCCGGACAUCGCACUCGAUGCACGCCUCCCUAAGCGAUUCGUUCCUAGAUCCCGAGCGUACUCCAAUGUGGUUUUUGAACCAAGUUCAUUACUUAUUGUGGCGGCAUCAUCGCUACAAGCCAGAUUCACGUCGUAUGACGAAGAUAACAAUAUCACCUGGGAGCCGGACGGUAAUUUCACUGAUACACCCUUCCAUCUACAAGACUUAUUACGCUUAGAUGUGGGAAUUUCUUUGCCCUGCUGCGACUGUUCCACAUUAGAGUUGAUCUCACCUGAUGGUUGGGUGACUAUGGAUGGAUAUGAGUUUGCUCCGAACGAAUAUGUCAACGCGCUGGAAUGCAUAACACUCGAAACCCUGAGUACUGAAACAGGGGCGAAGGAAUUCCUUGCAGUUGGAACGAGUAUCGACCGUGGUGAGGACCUUGCCGUGAAAGGCGCGACGUAUAUUUUCGAAGUUGUCGAGGUCGUGCCUGACCCUUCGUCCAGUUAUCAACGGUGGUAUAGACUCAAACUACGAGUUCGUGAUGAUGCAAAGGGUCCUGUCACAGCACUUUGCGGCAUCAAUGGGUACCUCGUCUCCUCCAUGGGACAAAAGGUGUUCAUCCGAGCAUUCGACCUUGACGAACGUCUCGUCGGCGUCGCAUUCUUAGAUGUUGGCGUCUACGUUACAAGCCUCCGGUCCCUCAAGAACCUGUUACUAAUAGGAGAUACAGUCAAGAGUGUAUGGCUUGUAGCGUUUCAGGAGGAUCCCUACAAGCUUGUCAUCCUCGGAAAGGAUUUGCGCCAAGCCUGUAUAACUGAUGCUGAGUUCUUUUUCACCAACAAUGAGCUCGCGAUCGCCACCCACGAUGAGGAAGGCGUUUUGCGUUUGCUGUCGUAUGACCCGACAGAUCCCGAUUCCAAUGGCGGUCAGCAUUUGAUGUGCCGCGCGGAGUUUCACGUGCAUAAAGAGUCUCGUUGCUCCAUUGUCGUUGCUCGGAGAACAAAGGAAGAGCCGGAAAUACCACAGUCACGACUAAUCAACGGUUUUAACGAUGGUUCAUUAUCUGUGCUUACCCCUGUCGAUGAAACAAUUCUUAAGCGUCUACACCUCCUCCAAGGCCAAUUAUCCCGCAACAUCCAACACGUUGCGGGGCUAAAUCCAAAGGCUUACCGGAUUGUGCGCAACGACACCAUUUCAAAGCCGCUCUCAAGAGGCAUCUUGGAUGGACAGCUGUUACAAGCUUUUGAAGAACUUGGGAUUUCGAGGCAGAACGAGAUGACACGUCAGAUUGGCACAGAACGUACCACAGCUCUCCACGAUUGGAUUUCACUUGCGAUGCCAUGGUAGCAAGCAAGCACCUUACACCCAUUGUAGUUCAACGGGGGUCUUGCCACUGAUGGGAGGUUUACUGUUUCCAGACAUAUCACAUCAUCCGUGAAGCGCAGUUUUUUUUCUUCCGUUGCUGAAUUACAUUUUUGUCUCUCUGAUGGGGGUAGCAUGCAACGCAACAACAAUAGUAGCGGAUUAU
Pisolithus orientalis is the source of this 4547-nucleotide messenger RNA. RefSeq names its product CPSF A subunit region-domain-containing protein. Gene Ontology annotation, cellular component: nucleus; mRNA cleavage and polyadenylation specificity factor complex. The transcript is spliced from 22 exons. Gene Ontology annotation, molecular function: protein binding; nucleic acid binding. The record is from RefSeq and is a predicted model, not a curated record. Lineage: Eukaryota; Fungi; Basidiomycota; Agaricomycetes; Boletales; Pisolithaceae. Bases 53 to 4366 code for a protein of 1437 amino acids.